This is a messenger RNA of Engraulis encrasicolus (European anchovy), 1224 nucleotides long. RefSeq names its product zinc finger protein 135-like. The coding region runs from base 1 to 1224 and encodes 407 amino acids. The transcript has 3 exons. Gene Ontology annotation, biological process: regulation of transcription by RNA polymerase II. Gene Ontology annotation, molecular function: DNA-binding transcription factor activity; RNA polymerase II cis-regulatory region sequence-specific DNA binding. NCBI's taxonomy places the organism in Eukaryota, Metazoa, Chordata, Actinopteri, Clupeiformes, Engraulidae. The record is from RefSeq and is a predicted model, not a curated record.
AUGGCACGGCACCUGUUGGAAGACAGAACCCAUACUAAAGAAAGGCCUUACCAGUGUGCUACAUGUGGAAAAGGAUUCACAGAGAGAGGCACCCUCAUCAGGCAUCAGAGGAUACAUAUCGGAGAACGGCCAUACCAGUGUGCUACAUGUGGAAAAGACUUUAAAGAGAAAGGUCACCUCAUGAAUCACCAGAGAAUCCAUACUGGAGAAAGGCCAUUUCCAUGUGCUACAUGUGGGAAAGGCUUUAAAACUAUAAGUGCUCUCACCAUCCAUCAGAGAACCCAUACUGGAGAUAAACCAUAUCAAUGUUCAACAUGCGGAGCAGCUUUUUCACAACUCACCUCUUUGACUUAUCACCAGAAAGCCCACACUGGAGAAAAGCCUUACCAGUGUACAACAUGUGGAAAAGGCUUUAAACAGAAAAGCGUCCUCAUCACCCAUCAGAGAACCCAUACUGGAGAAAGACCUUACCAGUGUGCUACAUGUGGAAAAGGCUUCAUACAGAACUGUGAUCUCAUUUCCCAUCAGAGGAUCCAUACUGGAGAAAGGCCUUACCAGUGUGCUACAUGUGGAAAAGGCUUUACAACGAAAGGUGCCCUCAUCACCCAUCAGAGAAUCCAUACUGGAGAAAGGCCUUACCAGUGUACUACAUGUGGGAAAGGAUUUACACAAAAGAGUGAUCUCAUCAGGCAUCAGAGAAUCCAUACUGGAGAAAGGCCUUACCAAUGUACUACAUGUGGGAAAUGCUUCAUACACAAUAGCAGACUCAUCAGGCAUCAGAGAAUGCAUACUGGAGAAAGACCUUACCAGUGUACUACAUGUGGAGCAGCCUUUUCACAACUUACCAAUUUAGCUGAUCACCAGAGAAUUCACACUGGGGAAAUGUCUCAUCAGUGCACAACAUGUGGAAAAGGCUUUAUACACAAAUGUAAACUCAUCACCCAUCAGAGAAUCCAUACUGGAGAAAGACCUUAUCAGUGUGCUACAUGUGGAAAAGGCUUUACACAGAAAGGUGAUCUCAUCAGGCAUCAGAGAAUCCAUACUGGAGAAAGGCCUUACCAGUGUACUACAUGUGGGAAAUGCUUUACAGACAAUGGCAGCCUCAUCAGACAUCAGAGAACCCACACGGGAGAAAGGCCUUACCUAUGUACUACAUGUGGUAAAUGCUUCACAAAGAAAGCUAACCUCAACCAGCAUCAGAAAAUCCACAUUGACUCCAACUAA